AUGAUUCUUCGAGGGGCUGAUCCAAGUUGGGCUGAAUCAAAAAGACAAUUAGGUGAACAAGAUUUUAUUAAACAACUUAUAAAUUUCGAUAAAGACAAUAUUAGUGAUAAAACUUUGAAAAAAAUUGGUCAGUAUUGCUCACAAGAUGAUUUUCAACCUGAUGUAGUUGGUAAAGUUUCAAGUGCAGCGAAAUCGUUAUGUAUGUGGAGUUGUGAACCAAAGCGUCAGAGACUUAAACAAGCUGAAGAAGUAUUACAUGAGAAACAAGCACAAUUAGCAGCUGCACAAGCUAAACUUGAUGAAGUAAAUGCUGAAAUGCGCCGUUUACAACAAGAAUAUAAUGAAAAGAUGGAACAAAAAGAAGAGUUACGUAAAAAAGCUGAACACACGGAGAAAAUGUUAGACAGAGCUAGUAAAUUAGUCAGUGGUUUAGCUGGUGAGAAACUACGAUGGGAAGCUAGUGUUGCUGAUCUAUUACGUAAAAUUGAUCUAUUACCUGGUGAUUGUUUAUUAGCUUCCGCUUUCUUAUCUUAUAUGGGUCCAUUUUUAAGUGAAUAUCGUGAGAAGUUAAUUAAAAAUUGGUUGGAAUUAAUUAGAACUGAGAGUGUACCAGUAACUGAUCCAUUUGUCUUUACUGAAUUUUUAGCUGAUCCAACACAAGUUAGAGAAUGGAAUAUACAAGGAUUACCACGUGAUACAUUUUCAGUUGAAAAUGGUGUAAUUGUAACGCGAGGUAAUAGGUGGCCAUUAAUGGUUGAUCCACAAAAUCAAGCUUUAAAAUGGAUUAAAUCAAUGGAAGGCAAAGAAUUACGAAUAAUUGACUUACAAACACCGGAUUAUAUGCGUACAUUAGAAAUUGCUGUACAACAUGGUCAACCAGUUUUAUUGCAAAAUGUUCAUGAACAAUUAGAUCAGGCUUUAGAUCCAUUAUUAACUAAAUCACUGAUUAAAGUUGGCGGUACAUUAUUAAUGAAAUUGGGUGAUAAAGAAAUUGAAUAUAAUGAUAAGUUUAGACUUUAUAUCACCACUAAACUACCUAAUCCUCAUUAUACACCAGAAAUAUCCUCUAAAGCGUUAAUUGUAAAUUUUGCUGUAAAACAACAAGGAUUAGAAGCACAACUGCUUGGUAUUGUAGUACGUAAAGAACGUCCUGAAUUAGAAGAGCAAAAAGAUAAUUUAGUCAUAGGGAUUGCAGCUGGUAAACGUAAACUUACAGAAUUAGAAGAUGAAAUUUUAAGACUGUUAAAUGAAGCACAAGGAUCUUUAUUGGAUGAUGAACAACUUGUAAAUACUUUGCAAACAUCGAAAGUUACAUCAUCUGAAGUCACUGAACAAUUGAAUGUUGCUGAAAAAACUGAAAUACAAAUUGACAAAGCUCGUGAAGGUUAUCGUCCAUCUGCACAACGUUCUUCAAUUUUAUUCUUUGUAUUGAAUGAUAUGAGUCGAAUAGAUCCCAUGUAUCAAUUUUCUUUAGAAGCAUACAUUGAUUUAUUCACUUUAAGCAUUGAUAAAAGCCCAAAAUCAACAAAAUUAGAUGAUCGUAUCACAAAUUUAAAUGACUAUCACACUUAUGCUGUGUAUCGUUACACAUGUCGUGGUUUAUUUGAACGACAUAAACUACUAUUUUCAUUUCAUAUUUGCUUAAAAAUACUUGAGUCAGCUGGUAAAGUUAAUGAAGAUGAAUAUAAUUUUUUUCUACGUGGUGGUGUUGUAUUAGAUCGUGAAAAUCAAUUUGAUAACCCAUGUACAACAUGGUGUACAGAACAAUGUUGGGAUAAUAUUACAGAAUUAGAUAAAUUAGCUAGUUUUCAUGGUAUUGUUACAUCAUUUGAACAAUAUUCAAGAGAUUGGAAUUUAUGGUAUACAUCAGCUGAACCAGAAAAUAGUUCUUUACCUGGUGAAUGGGAUAAUACAAUAAAUGAAUUUCAACGUAUGCUUAUUGUACGUUCAUUAAGACCAGAUCGUGUAUCGUUUUGUGCAACACGUUUUAUUGUAAAUAAUUUAGGUAGUCGAUUUGUUGAACCCCCUGUUUUGGAUAUGAAACAAGUAGUUGAUGAUAGUUCAACUAGAACACCAUUAAUAUUUGUAUUAUCACCAGGUGUUGAUCCUACAGCUGGUCUAUUACAACUAGCUGAUAAUUGUGGUAUGAGUAAGAAAUUCCAUGCGUUAUCAUUAGGUCAAGGUCAAUCACCGAUUGCUACACGAUUAAUUAAAGAAGGUAUACGUGAAGGAAAUUGGAUAUUUCUUGCUAAUUGUCAUCUUUCAUUAUCAUGGAUGCCAGCAUUGGAUAAAAUUGUUGAACAAUUGGGUAUGGAAGAAAUACAUACUGAUUUUCGUUUAUGGCUUUCAUCAAGUCCAAACCCAGCUUUUCCUAUUUCAAUUCUACAAGCUGGUAUUAAAAUGACUACAGAACCGCCAAAAGGUUUACGUUCAAAUAUGAAACGGCUUUAUCAUCUUAUUAAAGAAGAUCAAUUUUCCUUAUGUCAGAAACCAGAGAAAUAUAAAAAACUCCUAUUUUCAUUGUGCUAUUUUCAUUCAGUAUUAUUGGAACGCAAAAAGUUCCUUAUGCUCGGUUGGAAUAUUCCAUAUGAAUUUAAUGAUUCUGAUUUUGAAGUAUCUGAACAUUUGUUAACAAAUUAUUUAGGCCAAUAUGAUGAAACUCCAUGGGAUGCAUUACGCUAUUUAAUUGCUGAUAUUAAUUAUGGUGGCCAUGUUACUGAUGAUUGGGAUCGUCGUUUAUUAAAUACGUACAUUAGUGAUUAUUUUAGAGAUGAAGUAUUGAAAGAACCAUUUUAUAAACUAUCGUCACAGCCAUAUUAUUAUAUACCAAGAGAUGGUACAUUAAAUGCUUAUCGUGAAUUUGUUACACUUUUACCACAAAUUGAUCAUCCAGAAGCAUUUGGUCAACAUCCUAAUGCAGAUAUCACAUCACAAAUUCAAGAGACACGAGUUCUUCUAGAUACAUUGCUUUCAUUGCAACCUCAAGUAUCACAAGGUACAGGUGUUUCACGUGAAGAAAAAGUUCUUGACUUAAUUGAUAAUUUACAAAAGCAGUUGCCUGGAGAUAUUGAUUUUGAAGGUACUAUGAAAAUGUUUGCAACAGAUCACUCACCAUUAGUGGUUGUUCUACUGCAAGAAAUACAACGUUACAAUCACCUUCUUGGUUUAAUACGCAAUCAACUAUCAGAUUUAAGUAAGGGUAUUCAAGGCUUGGUUGUAAUGUCAUCAGAACUCGAACAGAUAUUCACUUCAAUUUUUGACGGACAUGUUCCAAAACAAUGGAGCAAGACAUAUUCUUCACUAAAACCUUUAGGUUCAUGGGCAAGAGAUUUAGCAGCACGUGUUGAAUUAUUCGCUAAAUGGGCUAGUACAACACAUCCACCAAAAUUAUUUUGGAUUGGUGCAUUCACUUUUCCAACAGGUUUUCUUACAGCAGUUCUACAAACAUCAGCAAGAAAAAAUAAUAUUUCUGUAGAUAGUUUAAGUUGGGAAUUCAAUGUACUUGCUACAAGUGAUCCUAAUGUUUUAGUCACUCCAAAAGAUGGUGUCUAUAUAAGUAAUUUAUAUUUACAAGGAGCUGGAUGGGAUAGAAAAAAUUAUUGCUUAAUUGAAGCUGCACCAAUGGAAUUAGUAUGUCCAAUGCCUGGUGUACAUUUUAAACCAGUAGAAAAUAAAAAGAAAUCAUCUAAAAAUAUUUAUGUAGCUCCAUGUUAUUAUUAUCCGAAUCGAGCUGGUACAACAGACAGACCUUCAUUUAUGCUUGGAGUAGAACUAAAAACCGGUGAAAAACCACCUGAACAUUGGACUAAACGAAGUACUGCACUUCUGAUGAACUUGGACGUCUAA
Molecule: messenger RNA, 3846 nt
Organism: Schistosoma mattheei
Lineage: Eukaryota; Metazoa; Platyhelminthes; Trematoda; Strigeidida; Schistosomatidae
Source: the annotation of a GenBank genome assembly